UCAGUCAACCGAAGAACGCAGCGAGAGUACUGCCAUCAUCUCUGUCGAUACGAAUAGGAUAGGUACAGAGAUGUACCGCGUGCUGGUGAAGAGUAUAAAACACCAUCAAGCCAUAAUUCGAUGUGUCGAGGAGUUGGAGUCAGUAAUGUCACAGUCCGUUUUCGUCCUCCUUUUUCUGAAUAUGAUGAACAUCUGUGUACACAUUUUCGUUACAUCAGUGCUGUUACAGAAAGACGUGGAACGCACGACGAUGUCGAAGAUGUUGUGUACACUCCCAAUAUAUAUGUACGAAACGGGGCUGUACUGCAUAUUCGGCCAGACAAUUAUUGACCAGGGUGAGCAGCUGACUGCGUCGGCCUUCAGUGGGGACUGGCCUGCAGGCGACGCGCGCAUGCGCAAAGCACUCCUCGUGCUGAUGCUUCGCUCGUCCAGGCCACUGAAGCUCACCGUGGGCAAGCUGUACGUGCUCUCCAGGCACACGUUUCUCCAGAUACUGAAUGGAUCGUAUACGCUGUUCAACAUGCUGUACCAGGUGCAGACGAAAAAGUGACUCCACGAGAUGGCUGACGCCACUGGAAUUACACAACUUAAGUCAGAGCGAAACA
Messenger RNA from Schistocerca serialis cubense, 605 nucleotides. Its product is annotated as odorant receptor Or2-like. The record is from RefSeq and is a predicted model, not a curated record. Bases 71 to 550 code for a protein of 159 amino acids. Gene Ontology annotation, molecular function: olfactory receptor activity; odorant binding. Gene Ontology annotation, biological process: detection of chemical stimulus involved in sensory perception of smell; sensory perception of smell. The transcript has 5 exons. NCBI's taxonomy places the organism in Eukaryota, Metazoa, Arthropoda, Insecta, Orthoptera, Acrididae. Gene Ontology annotation, cellular component: plasma membrane.